Molecule: messenger RNA, 1748 nt
Organism: Mus musculus (house mouse)
Lineage: Eukaryota; Metazoa; Chordata; Mammalia; Rodentia; Muridae
Gene: Smyd2
Product: SET and MYND domain containing 2
Exons: 11
Coding region: 264-1454 (396 amino acids)
Biological process (GO): negative regulation of transcription by RNA polymerase II; chromatin remodeling; heart development
Cellular component (GO): nucleus; cytosol; cytoplasm
Molecular function (GO): p53 binding; histone H3K4 trimethyltransferase activity; histone methyltransferase activity
Source: RefSeq, a predicted model, not a curated record
AGCGGGUGGUGGCCUGGGUGGCUUGGGACUCCAGCCUUCCUCACCGGGCAGCGCAGCCUGGCGGGUGCAGGCGGACUCCCGUGCGCGCGCCCUGCGCACCGCCCUCCCGCCCCGCGCUCCGGGGCGCGGCCAGGGCACAGCACCCGCCCCGAGCAGAGCGCCGAGUUCCUUGAAGGCCGGCGGCCGCGGCAGACCUGCCUUCGCUCCCUCCCUCCCUCCCGUGACGCGCGUGCCCCGCAGCGCGCAGCCGCAGCGCCGCCAGCAUGCGCGCCGAGGCCCGCGGCGGCCUGGAGCGCUUCUGCAGUGCGGGCAAGGGCCGGGGGCUCCGCGCGCUGCGGCCCUUCCACGUGGGCGACCUCCUCUUCUCCUGCCCGGCCUACGCCUGCGUGCUCACCGUGGGCGAGCGGGGCCACCACUGCGAGUGCUGCUUCGCCAGGAAAGAAGGAUUGUCAAAAUGUGGACGGUGCAAGCAGGCGUUCUACUGCGACGUGGAAUGUCAGAAAAUCCACCCAGAGAGGACACCUUCAGAGAAAUUGUUGGCUGUGAGGGAGUUUGAGUCACAUCUGGACAAGCUAGACAACGAGAAGAAAGAUCUCAUCCAGAGUGACAUCGCCGCUCUCCACCAGUUCUACUCCAAGUACCUGGAAUUCCCUGACCACAGCAGUCUCGUGGUGCUCUUCGCCCAGGUGAACUGUAAUGGCUUCACUAUUGAAGAUGAAGAGCUCUCCCAUUUGGGAUCGGCGAUAUUCCCUGAUGUUGCAUUGAUGAAUCACAGCUGCUGCCCGAAUGUCAUUGUGACCUACAAAGGGACCCUGGCAGAAGUCAGAGCUGUACAGGAGAUCCACCCAGGAGACGAGGUGUUCACCAGCUACAUCGACCUGCUAUAUCCAACAGAAGACAGGAACGACCGGCUAAGAGACUCCUAUUUCUUUACCUGUGAGUGCCGGGAGUGUACAACCAAGGAUAAGGACAAAGCCAAGGUGGAAGUCCGAAAGCUCAGCAGCCCGCCACAGGCAGAAGCCAUCCGAGACAUGGUCAGAUACGCACGCAAUGUCAUCGAGGAGUUCCGGAGGGCCAAACACUACAAAUCCCCUAGUGAGCUGCUGGAGAUCUGCGAGCUUAGCCAGGAGAAGAUGAGCUCCGUGUUUGAGGACAGCAAUGUGUACAUGCUGCACAUGAUGUACCAGGCCAUGGGCGUCUGCCUGUACAUGCAGGACUGGGAGGGAGCCCUGAAAUACGGGCAGAAGAUCAUUAAGCCGUACAGUAAGCACUACCCCGUGUACUCCCUCAACGUGGCUUCCAUGUGGCUGAAGCUGGGAAGACUGUACAUGGGUCUGGAAAACAAAGCGGCCGGCGAGAAGGCCCUGAAGAAGGCCAUUGCCAUCAUGGAGGUAGCUCACGGCAAGGACCAUCCGUACAUCUCUGAAAUCAAGCAGGAGAUUGAGAGCCACUGACUGCACCCCAGCUUUCCGUCUGCGACCUCACUCACAGGACUUGAGUAUUUCCGACCUCACGGGUCACCCCAGCCCUCUGCAAAGCCUUGCCGUGCUAUGUUUCAGGUUCACGUUCAGCUCUGACCUUGAGUUCAUUUCCAGUGCUUGCCUUCUCUCCAAGGCCAUGGCAUGAGUUCACAGAAUAUAUAUUUUCGGCAGAUUGAGCUUUAGAGAUGCAACGACUUUUCCCUCUGUGCCUGUAGGAAUGCUCAGUGGAGCUGACCGAGGAAGAAAAUAAAAGAGCCAGUCAUUGAA